GAACAAGUUGUCUUUGCAACAUGAAGGUGUUCCUAACUAUUCUGGCUUUGGCUGUCGCCUCGGCUUCGGCCUACGAAAGUGUCAUCCACCCCAAGGAUCUGCCCAAGGUGGCCAAGAUCGAGGGUCGUAUCACUAACGGCUAUCCGGCAGAGGAAGGCAAGGCCCCCUACACUGUGGGAUUGGGCUUCAGCGCUGGCUGGUGGUGCGGUGGAUCUAUCAUUGGCAGCGAAUGGGUACUUACCGCUGAGCAUUGCAUCGGUGGUGAUGCCGUGACUGUCUACUUCGGAGCCACCUGGCGCACCAAUGCCCAGUUCACCCACUGGGUUGGAAGCGGCAACUUCAUCUCCCACGCUUCCGCUGACAUCGCCCUGAUCCGCAUUCCCCAUGUGGACUUCUGGCACAUGGUUAACAAGGUUGAGCUGCCCAGCUACAACGAUCGCUACAACGACUACAACGAAUGGUGGGCUGUGGCCUGUGGAUGGGGUCGCACCUACGAUGGCAGCUCCCAGCCCGAUUGGAUGCAGUGCGCGGAUCUCCAGAUCAUCCACAACUCUGAGUGCUCCAGAUACUACGGAACCGGCGUUGUCGGCGACAACAUCAUCUGCGUCCGCGUAGUCGAUGGCAAGGGAACCUGCAAUGGCGACUCCGGUGGCCCUCUAGUCACACACGAUGGCGCCAAGCUUGUGGGAGUCACCAACUGGGUGUCCGGUGCUGGUUGCCAGGCUGGUGAACCCGCUGGAUUCCAGCGUGUUACCUACCACUUGGACUGGAUCCGCGACCACACUGGAAUUUCUUACUAAUAAACGACGACAAUCGAUUAAAUAAAUACAUUUGAAGAGCAAA
Molecule: messenger RNA, 843 nt
Organism: Drosophila eugracilis
Lineage: Eukaryota; Metazoa; Arthropoda; Insecta; Diptera; Drosophilidae
Product: serine protease 1-like
Exons: 1
Coding region: 21-800 (259 amino acids)
Biological process (GO): proteolysis
Molecular function (GO): serine-type endopeptidase activity
Source: RefSeq, a predicted model, not a curated record